GUCGUCGUCGUCGUCGUCGUCGUCCUACUCGUUGUCCUCGUCGCUGCACUAUAAUAAUGUCCCCAUCUCUCUUGGGGACAGCAGCACCAAUCUGCCGAGCUCACUUAACGUCUUCACCCUCACCGUUAAGAGGAGUCCGACACCUUCGUCUACGAGCCCCAGCAACACCCUUCUUCGCCCGCUCCUUCCCCUCCCGCCUUCCGCUCUUUACUCCUAACGGCAGGGCGCUUCCCAUCUCUCGAGCUCGUUUUGCCAGUUCGCACGGGUACGAAGAUGCCUACCAGAGCAAGCUCAGGCAGAUGCAAGCGUCGAAGAACCGGGGGUUGCUAUUCUACACCACUGCAGCCAUCUUUGUCACCCUCGGAAUUUCCUAUGCCGCUGUACCGCUCUACCGCGCCUUUUGUAGCGCGACAGGCUUCGGUGGUGCGCCUAUGACGAACACCAGGUAUACGCCCGACAGGCUCGGACACGUCGACCCCAACCGGCGUAUCAAAGUCCACUUCAAUGCGGACACGAGCGACGCCCUCCCGUGGACGUUCACACCGCAGCAGAAAUACGUGACGUUGUUACCGGGAGAGACGGCGUUAGCCUUCUAUAAGGCGAAGAAUGAUGGGACGGAAGACAUCAUCGGGAUCGCGACGUACAACGUCACCCCGUCCAAGAUCGCACCCUACUUCGCCAAAGUAGAAUGCUUCUGCUUCGAGGAGCAGAAGCUCGCAGCAGGGGAAGAAGUCGACAUGCCCUUGUUCUUCUUUAUCGACAAGGACUUUGUCGACGACCCCCAGAUGAAGGACAUUGACGAUGUCGUGCUGUCAUACACAUUCUUCAAGGCGCGAAGGACGAACAAGGGUCAUUUGGUACCUGAUGCUCCCCUGGAGGUGGUGGAGAAAGCAUCAGGCUUUGCGGACUACGAGCUCGCCAAGCAAGCCCAUGAUGACACGAAGACGGCUGAGGCGACGGUUGCGUAAUCCACGCUCCUCCUGGGUCGGGGGAGCCUUGUAUUUGGGCAAACUGACAUCAAAUUUCAACUUGCACGUGUACAAAACAUAGCAUCACUCAAUCAACAUAUUUCA
Molecule: messenger RNA, 1073 nt
Organism: Dacryopinax primogenitus
Lineage: Eukaryota; Fungi; Basidiomycota; Dacrymycetes; Dacrymycetales; Dacrymycetaceae
Exons: 4
Coding region: 57-968 (303 amino acids)
Cellular component (GO): mitochondrial inner membrane
Molecular function (GO): copper ion binding
Source: RefSeq, a predicted model, not a curated record